AUGGCCCUCCUGACACCCCAGGGCGUGAAGGAAGUCUUCCAGUUUCAGAAACGCGAAGGCCGAGAGCACCUGCGGAGGCUCCUGAACUGGGAGGAGUUUGACGAGCUGAGGGAUGCCCGCAGGAGCAUCCUGCUGGACACCCUGUACGAGAGCGUCAUCUUCGCCGUGGGGAAAGGCUUCCCAUGGGUUGAAGUGGUCCAGGCGGUCAAGUUCACGGAAGAGCUGCUCAGGGAAACCAAAGGCCGCUCCAUCACCGAGGCCGUGGCCAUCCUGGGAGGCAAGCUCCGAGACUACCAGAGGCGGUUCAACACCAGCCGCCUGCUGGCCCUCUGCGACUACUUCCACAACACCUUCAUCCGCCACUACAAGCUCUACCAGUACGUGCUGGGCCACGAGCAGGACGUGAACCUGACGGUCACCCGCGUGGAGGUGUGCAGGCCGCCCCAGCCGCUCCCGCUGGCGCAGGGCGCGGGCCGGGACCAGUGGAGGCACGAGCAGCAGCUGGCCGCGCUGGACACGGCGGAGGCGCAGAAGCGCACCGACAUGCUGCUGCUGCGGGAGGCGCUGGGCCUGGAGCAGACGCAGAUGCUGCGGAGGACCUUCGAGGGCCAGGACGUGGCCUUGCAGCCUCGCCCGACGCUGCGGCGGGAGGUGCUGGAGCACCUGGUCAGCGAAGCCAUCCACGUCCAGAUCGCCUGCCUCAAGGAGCUGCUGCAGUACGAGAUCCAGGCGGCUUUCGACAUUCUGGACCUGAGGCUGCAGAAGAAGACCUUGAACCUCAACGCUCCGCUCCCCCUCCUUCCCGCCAUCACGGGCUCCGCGCCCCGCGAGGUGUCCCCUAUCGUCAGCAAAGUCAGCAAAGGAAAGAAAGCCAAGCUCAAGAAGUAG
This is a messenger RNA of Perognathus longimembris pacificus (Pacific pocket mouse), 888 nucleotides long. It is a transcript of the gene C21H8orf74, whose product is annotated as chromosome 21 C8orf74 homolog. Lineage: Eukaryota; Metazoa; Chordata; Mammalia; Rodentia; Heteromyidae. The transcript is spliced from 4 exons. Bases 1 to 888 code for a protein of 295 amino acids. The record is from RefSeq and is a predicted model, not a curated record.